UGUGAGUCAGAGGCAGCGUUCAGUCGACUUGACUGUUUGGCGCGCUUUGGUCGCUUGCAUAUUUCAUAAACAUUGAACGCUUCGUACAUCACACCACGUGCUUCGCGUGUACAUGCAUAGUGAUAAGUGGGUAGACUCGCUAUAUUGUGACAAUACAAACCCGAGUGUUAGACUGUGUUUGAUAGUGUUUUUGGUGAACGUUCAAGCUGUUUUUAUCGGACAAACUGAGAAACGUUUCAGCGGCGGAGGAGUGUAUUUGGAAAUACCUGAAAGGGUAGUGAGGGGAGCCGAUGAUCCCAUGAGCUGGUCUGAUGCUCGCUUCAUACCCUCGCCGUGAUGUGGACGCGGACCCGCCCGUGGUCUGGCCAGCGUGGUGCUACACAGGUGAAGGCGGCGGGGGCGCAACUCGACGUUGCGCGCGCGAUGCGGCGUCGCCGGCGCAAACGCACGCGCCGGCGCCUACGCCACAAGCACACACCGUCAAGAGUGAGAGACUCAGUCCACAUGAAUCUAACGCAUCCAGAUCUCGCAGCGUGACACCGUCGACGUCGUCGUACCCCGGCACGCCGCCGGAGCGCGGCAGCCCGCACGCGCCGCCCGCGCCCGCGCACCCGCCGCGCAACUACUCGGACAUCAUGCGCUCGCUGGCGGCGCGGUACAACACGCACCCGGCGAAUGAUUACUUCCACCGCGUGAACGGCUUCGGUCUGGAGCCGCGCGCGCCGCUCCCUCAGAGCGACGUCAGCGACACGCCCGUAGGCGGCCUGUUUGCGAAGCUCGCGCAGCAGCAGGGCGGACCGCCCAGGCUCCCCGCCUUCCCUGUCAUGAUGGAUAUGAGCGCUACUAAGACACUACUGGCGAUAUCGCGGGUGAGUCGCACGGGCCGAUCGCGUCGGAAACGCGUCGGUGUCGGCUCGGCGCCGGAACACUCUCCGCUCGAUCUCUCCGCGGCGGGAGAGAGCGCGGCGAAGAGGGCGCGACUCUCCGCCAGUCCGAGCACGAGGAGUGAUGACGAUAGGGACAGGGUCUCGAAUGAAGAUCGGAGUGAAACCCGCGACUGCCUGUGCGCGGAGGCGCGUGCUCGGGUUUCCGCUUGGUCCGUCGACGACGUGUGCGACUUUGUUGGCUCGAUCGACAUUUGCGCUGAGUACGCGCCGAAUUUCCGUGAACAGAGGAUCGAUGGAGCGGGCCUGCCGCUGCUAACCGAGGACCAUCUCACGGGCAUGCUGCAGAUGAAGUUAGGGCCCGCGUUGAAACUCCGAGCGGUGUUGGCGCGAAGGCUCGAGCCCUGUGCUCAGUGUCAAGCCAACAUGCUCCUCACAGCCCCGGUCACACCCAACACACCCAAAAUCAACGGCGCCGCCUUAAAAUCCGAACCCAGAAGUAAUACGACCAGUCCUAGUUAAAAAUUGCAUUUUAGACAACGAACUACUUUUAGGUUAAGUGGUCUUUGUACUUAAUUCGUAUGUGUAUUUACCUUAUUGACUGCCUGACACGUAAAAUAUAUAGGUGUGCUUUAUAUUAGAACAUAUUUUUCAAUGUGCUUGUAUUUUACGUGGCAUCCAAUCAAUAAGCGUACCGAGUGACGUCGUAUAACGUUUUGUAUAGAGCCUGUUGUUGGAGUUUUUACGUAGUAGUUCUAAAUUAAAGACUUAAACGGUUGUUAUUGUAAACCCGGCCAAUUUCUACUUUGAAUAUUUUAAGAACAUCACAGAUACUUAAUGCUUGAAAAAAAAUGUAAUUUCGGACUGAGUUCAUUCACACAGUUUUCUAUUAAAAUAGUUUUUUUAUCCGUCUCGUGCUAUUGACAGCUACAUAUUUUCAAUAACGACAACGUUUGCUUUCGUACCUUAACGACACUUAGUCAAUCGGUUUCUAGAGUCUUCCUGUUUAUAGAUUAUUGCAUUUAGUUUCUACUUAAGCCUAGGAAUAUUAGCUAAGCGUUUGUAAAUAAUGUUAAAUGUUGCCGUCCAAAUAUUUUCGCUAUAUUUGGUAAGAGUUGUGUUGUCAAUUGCUAAUUUAAUAUAAUUAACUACUUAACAAAAGAAGUGUUGCACGCAAGCGACAGAUGUGAAAAUUAUAUGAAGUUCGGUGCUAUUUGACCCUGUUAGAAAUAAUUUUAGAUGUAGAUUGCACUUGUACAUAGAGGGCCUUUGUAAAGUUAUUCAUAUUGAGGCUACGUGUACUGAACACAGGGUCAUCGUUACAAUCUGUAUAUAUUAUGCGAUAUAGUUUUAUCGAUGUAUGUUUACAUCACAUUAUAUAUAGCAUUUAUUUGUACCACACCUGAGUAAAGCUCAUUAUUUUCAUACCGCGUGUAUAGACCAAGCGGUUACAUUUUAAGUCGUCGGCUGAUAGAAUGUGAAUUUAUCGAUGUGAAAUUACAUUGUUUAGUCUAUUCGAUACGGUUGUUAGCUCUACUUUACUGCCGUAUAUACUGAGCAAUGAAAUGCUAAAUCGGUACAAUAUCGCAUUCUCUUCGCUGAAGGCAUUAGUUCAUACGUACGUGUAAAUUCUAUGCACAAUAUUCUCUCGAGUUGUUUUACCAUAUCUGUAAAUACGUACAGGUUUUAAUAGUUUUAGAAGGAAACAGUAUGUUUAGUUAUGUUUUAUUACCUGUGGUAAUCUCCUUAAUUGCCAAAAUAGAUGUAAAAACCUGCAAAAGUUAGCUUAUAAUCUAUUUUCUCCUGCAAGCAUAAACUACAUCUCUUACAGUUUGUUUAAUUAUAUGUAAAAUAUGAAAAAUUAUAAAGAGCUUAUACGGUGCUAAUACAUACAAAUUAAUAAACAAAUAUCUGUGCCUUAAUCCAGGUCUUCCUAAAAUAUAUUUUCCCUAAAUAAACUACAGUAAAGUUAAUUAUUCAUUGUUAUAUUAUUACGGUUCUACGCUUUAAUCGGACAAUAACAAUAACAUUUAUAAAGUAGGUUAAUUACGACGAAUUUGUAGUUAAUUAUUGUUAUAUAGAUUUGAAUGUUACUGCUUUUUAACGUAAUUUUACUGUGGACAAGUGACUUAUGUAAAUUGUAUGUAUUUAAGUUUUGAUUGUCAUAUUGUAAGUCCGAAUAUCAAAGACAAAUAUAAAAGAACUUCUAUUUUUUAGUUAAAUUUCCUUGUUUGAUUGUUUUUGUUAAAUAAAUGUCUAAUUCGUAUAUUCCAUGUAUCAUUCUGUGACUUGUACACAAUCAUUUAAAUAUAUAGUAUACCACUGAUACUAAGUAUAGAUAUCAUUUUAAAUAAUAUUGAACAAAGUUCACGAUUUAUAGACUUAUGUCGUAAAAUUUUGACAUGGUAUAUUAUGUAAUUAAAUGCAUUGUAGUAAGACCAUUUAUAAAUAGUUACAUCUCACUUGAAUGAUAACAUGGAUGAAUAGUUUGAUUUGAAACACAUUUUAUAAGCACAAAAAUUUCUUUUUUUGUUCGGCUUAAAAAUAUACUGUCUUUGAUAUUGAAUGUGCAUAAUAAGAAGACAAGAAUGAGGUUUUUUUAGUCACUGUUUAAAUCCUUGUGAACAUUAAUAUUAAUAAUUAAUUAUAUAGCCUAUGUAGAUCUUAAUUCCGGAUUAAGUUCGAUCCAUUUUAAGUAUUUAUGUGAAGGAGAAUAAAAACAAUGAUUUUAUUGA
Molecule: messenger RNA, 3619 nt
Organism: Colias croceus (clouded yellow)
Lineage: Eukaryota; Metazoa; Arthropoda; Insecta; Lepidoptera; Pieridae
Product: polyhomeotic-like protein 3
Exons: 8
Coding region: 312-1406 (364 amino acids)
Cellular component (GO): PRC1 complex
Molecular function (GO): protein binding
Source: RefSeq, a predicted model, not a curated record